CGCGGUGGGCGGAGUUCUCUAUGUCUCCGCCCCUUACCCGGCGAGCUCUGCGUCCGCAGGCGCUGACGUGGCCGCCGUCAGAGCCGCCAUCUUGUGGGAGCGAAACCAACGCCUGGCUCGGAGCAGCAGCCGCUGAGGUGUCCCUGGCCAGUGUCCUUCCACCUGUCCACAAGCAUGGGGAACAUCUUCGCCAACCUCUUCAAGGGCCUUUUUGGCAAAAAGGAAAUGCGCAUCCUCAUGGUAGGCCUGGAUGCCGCGGGGAAGACCACGAUCCUGUACAAGCUAAAGCUGGGUGAGAUCGUGACCACCAUUCCCACCAUAGGCUUCAAUGUGGAAACCGUGGAGUACAAGAAUAUCAGCUUCACUGUGUGGGACGUGGGUGGCCAGGACAAGAUCCGGCCUCUGUGGCGCCACUAUUUCCAGAACACACAAGGCCUGAUCUUCGUGGUGGACAGCAAUGACAGAGAGCGCGUGAAUGAGGCCCGUGAGGAGCUCAUGAGGAUGCUGGCUGAGGAUGAGCUCCGGGAUGCUGUCCUCCUGGUGUUCGCCAACAAGCAGGACCUCCCCAACGCCAUGAAUGCGGCCGAGAUCACAGACAAGCUGGGGCUGCACUCCCUACGCCACAGGAACUGGUACAUUCAGGCCACCUGCGCCACCAGCGGCGACGGGCUCUAUGAAGGACUAGACUGGCUGUCCAAUCAGCUCCGGAACCAGAAGUGAAUGCGACCCCCCUCC
Messenger RNA from Sapajus apella (tufted capuchin), 735 nucleotides. RefSeq names its product ADP ribosylation factor 1 (gene ARF1). NCBI's taxonomy places the organism in Eukaryota, Metazoa, Chordata, Mammalia, Primates, Cebidae. Gene Ontology annotation, molecular function: GTP binding; GTPase activity. Gene Ontology annotation, biological process: vesicle-mediated transport; intracellular protein transport. The transcript has 5 exons. The record is from RefSeq and is a predicted model, not a curated record. Gene Ontology annotation, cellular component: cytoplasm; plasma membrane. Bases 175 to 720 code for a protein of 181 amino acids.